AGAAAUGAGUUUCUCUAUGUAAAGAAACUUGGUUGGGGUCACAUGUUCUCAAACCACCUUGUUUCAUUUCAAUAAGGUUAAGUUACAUGAAUUACAAGGACAACAGCAUCAAAUGAUAAUGGCAUUAUGAAGGAAAUGAAUGAGGUGCGGUGAGGAGAUACUUUUGGGUUCAACGUGUAAACAACCGUCUCUUCCAGUUUCGAUUUCUUUUCUGCAUGAUGAUGUUUAUAAUUUAUAAUAUUAAUUCACAUUCUCAAACUGCUGUUCAUUCUCUACCAAUCGUCUCUGACUCUUCUCUGUCCACAGUUCAGUAGUGGCCAUGGCCGUGGAGGUCCUGGUGUCCCUGUACGUCCUCGCGGUUCUCUUUUCAAAGUCCGCAGCAGACUCUCACAAAGACUCACCCGGUCUCUCUUGCGUGAAUGACUUUGUGAACAACGUGAGCUGUACGUGGGACGCCUCUACAGGGGCUUCUGGACUGGACUGCUGGAUCGUUGGUAUGAAGAUAACCUGGAUCUACAAGAACCAGGGGAGACAUGAGGGAACGAUUAUUCGAAACUGCAAACUGAAACAACACCGGAACUCUCCAUCAGGAUGCAGUUUUGUCUUUGAAAAUGAUGAGUUCAACCCUUUGAAUACGAUGCCCUACAUACGAGUGGAGUGUAACGGGACGACGGUGGAGAACAUCACAAACUACUCACCAUUCGAUCACAUCAAAAUGCAUCCUCCAGGCGUUCCCAAUGUCAGCUGCACGGCCAAUGAGACCCUGAUAUCCUGGAGGCCCGGGGGCCCUCCGUCCAUCUUCCUCAAAUUCUUUGAUUUCCAGGUUCAGAUCAAACAGAAAAAACAGUCGUGGGAUGAGUCCAGCACUCUGUUCACACAAGAACAAGAGCUGAUGGUGGAUGCUUGGAAAGUAACGGGGCCCUGCCAGGUCCGGGUGAGGGUCAAACCCACUCUCAAGAAAAGCAGCCACUGGAGCGACUGGAGUCCAACAACAUCUUGGCAGGGUGCGACAGACAUGGGGCCAACAACACAGGACGAAGAGGGGGUUCUGGGCACGUUAUCCAUGGUGAGGCUUGUUGGGGGGUUCUGCUUGUGUAUCUUCGUCAUCGUGGCGCUGGUCCUCUACAGGAGGUGUGCGAGCAGAGGGCUCCUCAAAGGGAGGCCGGUACCAACCCCUUCUAAAUAUUUCCACACUCUCCACUCUGUACACGGAGGAAAUGUAAAGGAAUGGCUGAAUCCUCCGUCGGCUCCUGAGUCGUUCUUCACAGCCCAGCUGUGCGACAGCAUCUCCCCGAUCGAGAUAUGCGGAGGCUUGGACGUGGUCCCCACCACCUCUUCCCCCUCCGGCUCCACCAGCGCCAUGCUUCACUUCAGGAACCACCCUCCGGCCGGCUCGGACACCAGCGGGGUAGUUGCCGAUUCCUCCUCCUCUUCAUCCUUCUUCUCCAACAAGGGCUACUUCAUAUCCAGCUCCUCCGGCAGCGUAGCAACCACUGGCCUCAGUCUUGCUUACUUGGCCUAUUGCAACGAUUCCAGCAAUCUUCGCAACACCCUCAACCUCCGCCUCUCCCUCCACCCAUCGCUCAAUGGCCAUCCAACCUAUGAGAGCUUGAAGAGGGAGCCGCAGAGCCCAGACUCCGGUUUAGGCAUCGGAAAGGAAGAUGAAGACGGCAAUGAAGACGGAAAUGAAGAUGAAAGGUUUGCUAAUGUGGAAGAGAAAGGGGUCUCAGAUGAUGAGCCGAGCCCCGCUCUUCUCAUUCUCCCUCUUCAUCUUCCUUCCCAGAUGUGCCCGCCCUCCCGUGCUCCACCCACACCUAACGCUCCCACCCUAACUAUGAUACCCUCUGAGAGCCAACAGGUGGAGGUAGCUGUGGCUGCUGCUAAUGGCCAUUAUGCGGCCUGGCCUACGGCUGGUGCCAUGUGCAGGUCUUCCUCGAUGCCCGUGGAGCCCUGUAAGACAGGCUACCUGACACUGAAAGAGCUGCAGACGACAUUCAGCAAUAAAUCUAUCUGAACCACCUGUAAUGUUUACCUAAAAUAGUCCCUCUUAUUAUGAAAUGUGUUCACAGCCGGACUGACCGGAUUUGAUAUAUUUAGGCUAAAUGAACAUAAUUCAUUUCUGGCAUCCAAAAGAUACUGAGUAUUAUCAGUAUUUAUAUUAAGCGCGAUUACUGUAAAUCCAUUAUUAAUCAUCUGCUUUGCUUCAGUUUCCACCAGCUACUUGGUGAAAGAUUUGACCCCUGAGCUGCGAGAUGUUCCACCUUCUUGUUUGCUAUACUGGACAAAAGAACAGUUGCCCGCUGGGUCAUUAUUUAGCCAGAACAUAAGUAGAAUAUACAUACGUUGAACUGUAGGACUCCUUGGUCAGUAAGUGUGUCAAAGCAUUGAGUUUGAAGUUACUUUAAAAUAUAUGCAAGUAGUCUUUAAAAAAUACACAAAUAUAGUUUUGCUGUCUGUUUUUCAUUUCUUUAAAUUAAGUUUAACAAAGAACAACAAAAAUCAUUCAUUUCUGCAGGCAGAUUUGGGAUUUUAAAAGCAUGAUUUAAAUGUAUUUUGACAAUGUAAAUAUUGCUGCAUUACUUAUAAUAUAGAAAAUAUGUAUUUAUUAGAUUGCUAUUUCUAGACCUCUGGAAAUCAUUGAGGUCAGCGAUAAUGUAGCUGCUCUGUUCUCAUGGUGUAUAAUUCUGAUGCACAUUGACAUCUGUGCAGAGACCGAGUCAAAAUUAAAAAAAAACUGCUCGAAGAAAUGGGUCAACCUUUGACUUCCUGUGUCGUUGUGGAGUAGCGAACAAGGGCUGGGCAUGUGCGAUGUGAGAGUGUGAGGCGACAGAAUGAGUUGUGUGCGUGUAGUUUUCAGUGUUGACAUGUCCUGUCAGGUGGUCCCGGCGGUGUGUGUGUGAGAGUGAGAAUGUGUAUUAGAGUGUGGUUUGACAUUUAGCUACGAUGGAACCAGCGACAUCCGUUCAUCUCACAGAGAAUAUAUGAUAUUUAGCCAAGUCAGGGAGAAAUAACACAGAUGUCGCUCCUCACUGCUCAGAGUUUCCAUUCAUGUCACAAAAGAGCUCAAGGUGUUAUACACAAAGAACAUCUAGACACUUUAGUGGACUGCACACAAAAGUAGUGCUAUUUUUAAUCAAUAGAGCACUUUCAUUUUCCUGCUCAGUCUCUUUUUGUGUAUGGUUGGCAUCUA
Pungitius pungitius (ninespine stickleback) is the source of this 3190-nucleotide messenger RNA. RefSeq names its product interleukin 2 receptor, beta (gene il2rb). The coding region runs from base 320 to 2014 and encodes 564 amino acids. Gene Ontology annotation, molecular function: cytokine receptor activity; protein binding. The record is from RefSeq and is a predicted model, not a curated record. Gene Ontology annotation, cellular component: external side of plasma membrane. The transcript is spliced from 9 exons. Lineage: Eukaryota; Metazoa; Chordata; Actinopteri; Perciformes; Gasterosteidae. Gene Ontology annotation, biological process: cytokine-mediated signaling pathway.